ACUCUCUUUAUUCUGGUAGCAUCUACACUAUAGUGCACCAUUAAGAGUCUGAUAUUAAAUGUUACCAGACAAACCAUGGCAAGGGUCUGGCUCUUUUCUUGCCUUCUGUUCACCAUGGCUGUGUAUGCACUGACUUUUGAAUUCAAUCUCAUUAAAGUUUUCCCUGAGGUUGGCAGAAUCUCUGGAGUGUCCAUGGUGUCUUACGGGAAUCAAUAUGCCCUGAACGCCUCUCAGGCUAGAGCCAUGUGCCUGUUCCUGAACAUCACCAUAGCGACCAGGGAACAGGUCCAUACUGCUCAGCAACAUGGACUGGAGACGUGUGGAUAUGGCUGGAUAGAUGAACAGAUUGCAGUUAUCCCUCGCAUUGUGCAGAGCAUGAAAUGUGGCAGGAAUAACAUUGGGUUAAUACYAUGGAGAGCACCGAUAAACAAACCCUUUCAUGUGUUUUGUUUCAAUUUAACAGAUUUAGAGAAUCCUUUGGAUAUCACAACACCUAAAGUCCAGACCACAACAAAAACUAUGACCACUACAACAGUCUCAACAUCAGCACCAACUACUACCAAAACUGUGAAAAACAGGGUCAAGACAACACCUAAAGUUCCAGCACCUAAAUCAACAACACAAGUCUCAAGAUUGGCCCCCACUACCACAACAACAACCACUUACCUGGUCCAGUCAACAACCAGCUUCAUCUCCACCUCUCCUCCUCCCUCCCCAUCCCCCUCGUCCCUCCCUUGUCCCACUUCCCUCUCUCACUUACUUCCCACAUCCUCUCGCUCUCCCCCCAGCUCUUUCUCUCCCUCAUCUGCACCUCUCAUCUCGUUUUUGUCUUUCACCUCUUCCUCCCUCGUUUCCUCUCCUUCUCAAAACACCUCCACCAACCACAUCGAGAGCCCUGUCAGAGCAAUAUCUACGGCGCUCCUCAUCAUUCUACUCUUGCUGGCUGCGGCAGUAGCAGUGUGUUACUACAAAACGACCAGGGGUGUUUUCCCAAUCCAAUUCUGGCGCAGAGGACAGCACAACUUGAAGGAUGACAUAGAGACUGAGAUGUGGAGACACACAGACAGUGAGAUGGAUCUGCAGGACCCACAACAGAGAGAAGGAGGAGAGGAGAAUGGAGACAGGAAGUCCACCAGUGACAUCAUCGUCAGUAAUCCAGAGACCACAACAAAUGGCCCUUAGUAGCAAUAUACAGCCAUGUUGAGGGGGAUUUACAGUGCUGAAAAAGACAUUAGCAAAAUAUAUUGUUGACUAACAGGAACAGCAGAAAUAAGUAUUAGGAACUGUACAAAUAAUAGUUUUCAGAUAAUGUUGAAAACAACAAUGUUUCUGAUAAUUCAAUGUCUUUUUUGUUUUAUAAAUAAUUGUAAACAAUCAAACAAAAAUAUUUUCCUUUGCCUA
Molecule: messenger RNA, 1401 nt
Organism: Salvelinus sp. IW2-2015
Lineage: Eukaryota; Metazoa; Chordata; Actinopteri; Salmoniformes; Salmonidae
Gene: lyve1b
Product: lymphatic vessel endothelial hyaluronic receptor 1b
Biological process (GO): cell adhesion
Cellular component (GO): plasma membrane
Molecular function (GO): hyaluronic acid binding; transmembrane signaling receptor activity
Source: RefSeq, a predicted model, not a curated record